This is a messenger RNA of Neltuma alba, 1476 nucleotides long. RefSeq lists its product as uncharacterized. The transcript is spliced from 2 exons. Lineage: Eukaryota; Viridiplantae; Streptophyta; Magnoliopsida; Fabales; Fabaceae. The record is from RefSeq and is a predicted model, not a curated record. Gene Ontology annotation, molecular function: protein binding. The coding region runs from base 1 to 1476 and encodes 491 amino acids.
AUGGAUUCACCAACCCCCUCAGUGCGGACUCCCCGUCGUCCCAGCGGUUCCUGGUCUCAUGGUUCUCACCAAAUACCCAGUCGGCCUCAGGACAAGCUCCGCCUUAUGUGCAGUUACGGUGGACGAAUCGUCCCCCGCCCACAUGACAGGUCCCUCUGCUACGUCGGCGGUGACACCCGUAUCGCAGUGGUCCAUCGCCAUUCUUCCCUCACAGAAGUCUGUCUUCGGCUCUCUCGUACUCUCCUCCACGGCCGACCUUUCAUCCUCAAGUAUCUUCUUCCCGGUGAGGACUUUGACGGUCUCAUUUCAAUAAUCCACGACGAAGACCUCCAGCUGAUGAUCCAAGAGUAUGAUCGUGUAACUGCGGCCUCGCCUCUCAUCAAACCUUUGCGUCUGAGGCUGUUCUUGUUCCGUUUUGAGCCAGAGAUCACUGCUAUUUCAAUCCACGACGCCGAUCAAGAGUUCAUGGACGCUAGCCAUGACUACUCUGGGAUUCUCUCUCGGCUCGGGUCAGAUGCUUCCGCCGUUGAUUGCUCAGCGAAACCUGACGGGUUUCCCAAGAAUGACUCUGGCACUGAUUUGGAGGCUUUGGCUGUGAAUCACAACAAUAAACAGAUGAAGAGUUUGGACGACGUUAAUACGGUAUCGGACUUACUUGUGGCGGACACAUCGCCUUCUGGGUCUCUUUCCUCGUCGCCUUCCAUAUUCAGUCUGCCUCCACUUGGAGUCGAUGAUAGUGGCGGCCGACCGAAGCAAGAAAAGCCCGAGAUGGAGGAGCUGUUUGUCCAAUUGAACUUUGCUACGAAUGUCAUGACGAAGCAAGAAGAUGGGUGUGCUGCUGCUUCCUCGGCUGCGUUGGCACCACCAGUGAUGGUCCCUUCUCCGUUGCAGCUUGUGCAUGCAAGAACCAGUGACGCUUUAAGUUUGCUUUCUCCUUAUCCAAUUGCGAGUUAUUUGUCAAAGGCUGUUCACUUGCAAGAGCAAGUAAAAGCGGGCCAUGCAAAUAUGAGGAGUGAAAUAUCUGAUACUAGCCCUGCAAUCCAAAUGGAUCAAGUUGAAGAAUGCGCAUACAGGUUAGGCUCACAAGUGGAUCGAAAUCAUCAAAUUGAGCAAUUUGUCCAUUACGUAGCAAUCCCAUCCUACUACCCAGUCUAUGCAAUAACUGUGGCACCUACUCAUCCAGAUGGGGUAUCCUCAGGGCAGCCACGGACAGUAACAGCCCAAAGCGGGCCUCCUUCAACGGUUUACAUCAAUCCCACUUCAAGUCUUUACACAGCAUCAAGUCCUGCAAUUCUUCAACCUGCCCAGUUCCGUUGCCCCGUACAGUCUAAUAUUGCUUUUGCUUCUACCAGUCCUGGCUUUGAAUACGAUGGUACUGCCACUUUCCAAAAACAAACUAACACUCAUUUGCCCCCUCACUACCCAUCCAUGACCCCACCAAGAUCGUCGGAUGCUUUCAGGCAUAACAUUCGGUAG